Molecule: messenger RNA, 919 nt
Organism: Pneumocystis murina B123
Lineage: Eukaryota; Fungi; Ascomycota; Pneumocystomycetes; Pneumocystales; Pneumocystaceae
Exons: 4
Coding region: 1-903 (300 amino acids)
Biological process (GO): protein phosphorylation
Cellular component (GO): nucleus; cytoplasm
Molecular function (GO): ATP binding; cyclin-dependent protein serine/threonine kinase activity
Source: RefSeq, a predicted model, not a curated record
AUGAAUGAAUUUAAAGAAAAAUCGUUCCAUUCAGAAGGAACUACUGGAAAGAUUUACAGGAGUAUCUGGUCUACUAGAGGAGACCGAGUUGUAGCACUUAAAAUUAGUACAUUGUCUAUAAAUCGUAUGCCACACCGGCCAGAUUAUGAAAUCCAAUUAUUGGAGGAGUUAAAACAUGAAAAUAUUGUAGAAAGCCUUGGAUCUUUUAGAUAUGGAGAGAAUCAUGUAUUAGUUUUGCCAUUUUUGCCAUAUGAUUUAUUAUCGAUUAUUAAAAGAGGGAAUAAGGAUGAAAAUUGGCUUAAAGAACAAAUCAAGGGAAUUACAUCUGCAUUAGUUUAUAUACAUGAUAAAGGGAUUCUUCAUAGGGAUAUUAAGCCUGAGAAUAUUAUGUUUUUGUCAGAAAAUGGGAAGGCAGUAUUAAUUGAUUUUGGUAUAGCAUGGUCAUAUAAAAAUCCGGGAAAUGAAAUACAAGGAAAAUUAAUUACAGAUGUAGCUACAGGGCCCUAUAGGCCGCCGGAACUUCUUUUAUCAUAUACGAAUUAUGGAACUUCUUUAGAUAUGUGGUCAUGGGGUGUUACAAUUGCACAAAUGUUUACUUUUGAAAAUAAGCCUUUAUUUGAUUCAGGAUUGGGUAAUAAUUUUGGAUAUAGUGAUCUUCUUUUAUUGUCAUCUAUUUUUAAAACAUUAGGAACGCCUACAAAGGAUAAUUGGGAUGAAAUCGAUGAUCUUCCUGAUUUCAAAAAAGUUCAUUUUGUUCAUUAUGAUCCACAGCCAUGGGAAACAAUUUUGCCAAAUGCCCCUUCUGAAGCUAGGGAUUUGAUUUCAAAUUUAGUUACAUAUAGUUUUAAAAAAAGGCUAAGUGCAAAGGAUGCAUUAAAUCAUUCCUAUUUUUUAGAAACGUAAUAUUAAUUUUAAAUAU